UACUUUUCUUACAAAAGAAGAAGAAACAGAGUACUUUUUGUCUGCCGGCGCAAACAUCAGUUAUCAAAGCACCCUGUUCUGUUCCAGCCAACAGUACACAGAAUAAAAAGUUUCGAAUUUUUGUUAAAUUUUAGUGGAGAAAGAAGAAGAAGGAUGGAGUACGAGAAUGGGAAGAAGAGGAAAGUUCGGAACAGACAGCAGCAGCAGCAACAAACGAAACCAGAGUUCUUCUCUCUAAGGUACCUAACCAUAUGCCUCUGCUGUUUCUUCGUCUUGCUCUUCUUCUUAUCCACCAACCGAAUCUCAGUCCGUUCCGCUUCUCUGAGACCGUCUCUCCGUGUCCCCGCUCUCUCCGUAUCUUCGAUGGAGCGUUCGUUUCACGGUAGGUUAAUCCCUCCGUUGAGAGUCGAAGACAGAGUCCAAUUCUCAGACCAUCUCCUCCUCAUUCUCUCGAGUAGAAUCGAGAAAGGUGUUAAUAAAGAAGACCUAGUUUGUGUUUAUCACGGAGGAAGAGAAGAAGAAGAGACUUCGAUGUUGCCAUCGAUUUCUAGCGACGAACUCGACGAGUUCAGAUCGAUUGUUCGGUGCCCUAACGCUCCUUUGAACUACUCUUCCUCUGUUGAUGUCCAAUUCCGUGGAGACUUGGUGAAGAAGGUUGUUGACGAGAAGGUUCAUGAUUGGUCAAAGGUUGUUUACGAGGCGGUGGUUGAUGAAGACGGCGACACGGUGGUUGUGUUUGUCAAAGGGUUGACUCGAAGACCUCACAAGGAGUCAGAUCCUUCUAACUACAAAUGCCGAUUCGAGACAACAAGUCUUGAAGUGUUCGUCACGCAAGCUCUCGCUGCGGCGCAAGAAGUUGUUAGGUGUGUUUUGCCGGAGAGUCUGAAGCUAAUUAAUCAAGAGACGUUUCGUGUGAGCGUGAUCCGCGUCGACCCUAGAGGAGGAGGAAGAUCUACCACGCCUGCUUUACCAUCCGUUGCGAGAGUCUACGGUUCAGAGAAGAAGAGUGGCGUGAUGAAGGUGAAGCAUGAGCUUUGUGUUUGCACCAUGCUAUGGAACCAAGCUCAUUUCUUGCGUGAAUGGAUAUUAUAUCACUCGUGGCUCGGCGUCGAGCGUUGGUUUAUCUACGACAACAACAGCGACGACGACGUAGAAGAAGAGAUCAGAUUGCUUAACUCGGAGAAUUACAACGUGAGCAGACACGUUUGGCCGUGGAUCAAGACGCAGGAAGCUGGUUUCUCUCACUGUGCGGUUAGAGCGAAAGAUGAGUGCAACUGGGUCGGGUUCUUCGACGUGGACGAGUUCUACUACUUCCCUACGCAUCGCUCUCAGGGUUUACCUAGCAAAAACGCUUUAAGCUCGCUUGUUUCUAACUACACUUCGUGGGGUUUGGUUGGUGAGAUUAGAACAGAAUGUCAUAACUACGGUCCGUCCGGUUUAACCUCGGUUCCAUCGCAAGGCGUGACGGUGGGUUACACUUGUAGACAAGCGAACACGGAGAGACAUAAGUCUAUUAUCAGACCGGAGCUGCUAACUAGCUCGUUGCUCAACGAGGUACAUCAUUUUCAGAUGAGGGAAGGUGUGGGGCAUGUGAGUUUGGUGGAGAGUGUUGCGGUGGUGAACCACUACAAGUACCAAGUGUGGGAGACUUUUAAAGCGAAGUUUGAGAGGAGAGUGGCGACUUAUGUUGUGGACUGGCGAGAGAAUCAGAACCAAGGGUCUAAAGACCGAGCUCCGGGGCUAGGGACAGAGGCGGUUGAGCCGGUGGAUUGGAGGAGAAGGUUCUGUGAAGUGUGGGAUACUGGUUUGAAGGAUUUGGUUUUGUCGAGUUUUGCUGAUCAAGUGACUGGCUAUUUGCCUUGGCAGAGACAACAACAAGACUGACUUUAUAUUCUUUAGUGUACAUUUGACUGAGUAUACAUGCCAACUCUACGUUAAUAUUUGCUUAUUUGUUAUUUAAUUGGUUCUUUUUGUUGGGAGAAUUGAAAUGGUUACUAUAAUGUUGUCUUUUUACCACAUCUGUAAAUCUUGGUAACACUGCAAAGUUAAGUUGUUUUUUUUUUGUGGGGGUGGGGGUUCUUACUUGAAUUAAUAUUUAUUUAGUUAAUGUCUUC
Raphanus sativus (radish) is the source of this 2114-nucleotide messenger RNA. Its product is annotated as glycosyltransferase family 92 protein At1g27200-like. The transcript has a single exon. NCBI's taxonomy places the organism in Eukaryota, Viridiplantae, Streptophyta, Magnoliopsida, Brassicales, Brassicaceae. The coding region runs from base 154 to 1884 and encodes 576 amino acids. The record is from RefSeq and is a predicted model, not a curated record.